GUCUUGUGCUGUGGAAGGAAGCGCGAAACUCAGCCAGCCAUGCGUUUGGAUCGACUGGAGCUGGAGAACUUCAAGUCCUAUGGCGGGCACUGCGUGAUCGGGCCGUUCACGGCCUUCAGCGCCGUCAUCGGGCCCAACGGGUCUGGCAAGUCCAACCUUAUGGACGCCAUCUCCUUUGUUCUCGGCGUGCGCGCCAGAGAGCUUCGCGGCGCCCAGCUCAAGGACCUCAUCUACAGUAGCGACUCUGCGACCAAGGGAAAGCUGCGCGCCAAAGUCUCCGCUGUCUUUGUUGACGCCAAUGACGAGGACGCGGACGAGCUCAUCCUCUCCCGCAGCAUCUCGGCCAAAGGGUCGUCAGACUACAAGAUCAAUGGCAAGGCUGUGACGUGGGAGCAGUAUGAUGAGCGCCUGCAGUCCCUCGGGCUACUGGUCAAGGCGAAGAACUUCCUCGUGUUUCAGGGCGAUGUGGAGAACAUUGCUGCGAAGAGCCCCAAACAGCUCACACAGCUCUUUGAGCAGAUCAGCGGGUCUGCUGCGCUUCGCGAUGAGUAUGAGGCGGCGAAGAAGGCGCGAGACGAGGCAGAGGCCGACCACCUCUUCUUCCAACAGCAGAAGAAGGGGCUGUACACGGAGCGGAAGCAGUACCAGCAGCAGAAGGAGGAGGCGGACCGCUUCCAGCAGCUGCAGGACGAGCUCGCUGCCACCCGCCGCGAACACAUUCUCUGGCAGCUCUACAACAUUGAGCAAGAUAUGACGGAGGAGAGCGAUGCGCUGCAGACCAAGCUGAAGACGUUCAACAAGUUGACCCGCAAGGGGGAGGCAGCAAAGGCCACGCUCAAGGACCACAACAAGAAGGUUGCCGCUGCGGCAAAGGCGCGCAUGAAUGCAAAGAAGGAUCUGAAGAACCAGGAGAAGAAGGUGCACAAGCUGACGCCGCAGCACGUGGCCAUCCAGACGAAGCUGAAGCACGCCAAGGGCCGGCUCGCAGCCAACGCCAAGCUGCUGCAGUCGGCGCGCGCAGACCAGCAGCGGGCGGAUGAGGAAGUGCACGAGCUGCAGGAUGAGCUGGAGAAGGUGGAGGCCGCACAGGAGCGAUACGACAACACACUCGCAGAGGAGAGCCAGCACGACGAAAUCCAACUCGGCCAGGAAGAGAUGGAAAUGUACAACCAGCUCAAGGCCAAGGCCGCGUCCGAGACACACGACCUCAAGACCACCUGCGACAAGGCGACGCGGCUGUAUGAGGCGAAGCAGCGCGAAGUGCAGCGCGAGCAGAAACAGAAGGAGGAAAUCAAAACAAAGAUGGCCGCCCUCGAAAAGGAAAUCGCAACGCAGUCUGAGCGCCUGAAGCGGCUGCAGGAGAACCUGAACCGCCAGCAGAAGGACAUGCAGCAGAAAGAGCGGGAUGUGCAGCGGGCGAAGCAGGAGCGGCAGGAGAUGACGCAGCAGAAGGGCGAGCUCUCGUCCAAGAUUGAGACGGUCAAGGCCUCGCUGCGAGAGGCAAACGCGUAUCGCAAGGAGAGCGCACGCAACCGCCGCCUCAACGACGCCAUCGCAACCAUGAAGCAGCUCUUCCCGGGGGUACACGGCAAGAUGAUUGAUCUGUGCGAGCCGCGCCACAGCCGAUACAAGGUGGCGGUGACGGUGAUCAUGGGGUCGAACAUGGAUGCGGUUGUGGUUGAUUCGUCGGACGUGGCGAUGGAGUGCCUCAAGUACCUUCGCGAGAACCAGAUUGGCACGGCAACGUUUAUCCCGCUCGAGUCGGUCAAAGUCAAGGACGUCAAGGAACACCUCAGACAACUCCCCAACGGCAGCAAGCUCGUGCGUGACGUCAUUGAUUUUCCGCCGCGCAUCGAGCGUGCCGUGCAAUACGCGUGUGGGAAUGCGGUCGUGUGCGAGACGGAGAAGGAAGCAAAGCGCCUCGUCUUCUCCGAGGGCGCAGCAUCAAAGACUGUGUCGCUGAAGGGGACGGUGAUCAAGGCCUCUGGCGAGAUGCAGGGCGGUCUUGCUGGCGUGGAGAUGAAGGCCAAGCGCUGGGACGAGAAGAACGUGGACGAGCUCCGGGUCCAGCUCUCCCAGCUCGAAACAAAAUACAAGGCGGUGGCGCGGAAACGCGUGCCGGAUACGGGCGAGGACGAGGCGCAGAUUGAAGGCCUCAAGUCGCUCUGCAAGACCGUCUCCCAUCACAUCGACCUCACACAGUCGACGCUUGCCUCGCGGGAAAAGGACCUCAAGGCGCUGCGCUCUGCGCUGAAGACAACCGAGGACAAAUUGGCGGCGGCCGAGCAGGAGCUGGAGCAGCUCAGGGCCCAGCACGAAGCCGCACAACAGAAAUUCAACGAGGCGACGGAUGCGAUCUUUGCGUCGUUCUGCCGGCGGGUGAAACUGCAGAACAUCCGCGAGUACGAGGACACGCGUCUGGCGCGCGCUGAGCAGAUGGCCAACAGGAAGAAGGAGUUUGCAAAGCAGAUUACCGCCCUCAAGGCCACGCUUGACUUUGAGAAGAAAACCGCCAGCGGAUUCGCAGACCGUGUCGCCUCGCUGGAGCAGAAGCACGAAGAGCUGGAAAAUGAGAAGGAGAAGCAAGAAAAGGCCUUGGAAAAGCUGGGCAAGGACCUGGACCGGGAGACGAAGCGGCGCGACGAACUGCUGGCGAUUGUGAAGGAGAAGCAGGAGGCGGAGGCCGAGCUCGCGGCGGAGAUGAAGGAACUGCAGUCCAAGAUCCGCGAGAAUGCACAGCACCGCGCAGAGGCACAGAAGGACCUCACGAACAGCAGGACGCGCCUCGACAAACUGUGUGCACGCAGACACCAACACUACAAAUACUGCAAGGUGAAUGGGAUUCCACUGCCCUUUGCGAGCGGCGGGUUCAAGCAGGUGCAGGACGAGGAAGAAGUGCCAGCCAUCAGCACAGACGUGAGCAUGUCCACCUCCUACACCUCCAUCGAGGGCAACUCCAUCAACACAGACGUCGCCCAGCGCCUCUACGCCAAGGAGGCCGAGAUUGAGCUCACCUUUGACGAGCUCCCAGAGGAUCUGCUGGAUGUGCCGGAGGAGGACCGCGAUGCCGUCAGCCGCGAGUUUGUCGACCGCAUGCAGAAGACACAGGCCGAGCUCGAGCACAUUGCCCCGAACAUGCGCGCUGUGGAGCGGCUUGCCGAUGUGCGGGAGCGGCUGCAGCAGAGCGCGACGAGUUUCCAGGAGACGCUGGAGCGGAGCACAAAGGCGGCGGAUGCAUUUGAGGAGAUCCGCGCAGAACGUUGCCGGCUCUUCAGAGACGCAUUCGACCACGUGCAGAACGACAUCAAGACCAUUUACAAGGCCUUGACGGAGAGCCCAUCUGCCCCCGCUGGCGGCACCGCAUACCUCUCCCUCGAAAACUCAGACGAUCCCUUCCUCGGGGGCGUCAAGUACAACGCAAUGCCGCCGCUGAAGCGGUUCCGCGACAUGGAGCAGCUCUCUGGCGGCGAGAAGACUGUCGCUGCGCUCGCCCUCCUCUUCGCCCUCCACUCGUACAAGCCCGCGCCGUUCUUCAUUCUGGAUGAGAUUGACGCUGCGCUCGACAACCAAAACGUCAACCGCGUUGUCCGCUACAUCCGCCGCAGAACUGGCGCCCAUUUCCAGUGCAUUGUCAUUUCCCUCAAGGACACGUUCUUCUCGCAUGCGGAGAGCCUUGUUGGGAUUUACAGGGAUCCAAAGCAGCAGUGCUCGCGCACCCUCACCGUGGACCUCACCCAGUACCCCGAGGAACACCAAGCCUAAUGGCUGCUGACGAAGCACAGGCACACAUGUGCACAUACAUCUGUGUGUUUGCGAGCGUGCGCGUGUUGUUUGUUGUUGUGGUUCAUAUUUGUUGGUGUCGCACUUUAUUGUGCCGUGGGCUGAUUUUAUUCUUUCCGUGAUGAUGGUGUUGUUGCUGUUGCUUCCGUGUAUCCUCUUGAUUGUCGUUCACCCCCGAGCAUAAAAGGCGUUGCUUUCC
Salpingoeca rosetta is the source of this 3979-nucleotide messenger RNA. RefSeq lists its product as uncharacterized. The record is from RefSeq and is a predicted model, not a curated record. The transcript has 29 exons. Gene Ontology annotation, biological process: sister chromatid cohesion. Lineage: Eukaryota; Choanoflagellata; Craspedida; Salpingoecidae. Gene Ontology annotation, molecular function: ATP binding; DNA binding; ATP hydrolysis activity. The coding region runs from base 40 to 3762 and encodes 1240 amino acids. Gene Ontology annotation, cellular component: chromosome; cohesin complex; nucleus.